This is a messenger RNA of Cariama cristata (Red-legged seriema), 1647 nucleotides long. RefSeq names its product solute carrier family 22, member 15 (gene SLC22A15). The transcript has 12 exons. Gene Ontology annotation, cellular component: membrane. Gene Ontology annotation, biological process: transmembrane transport. The record is from RefSeq and is a predicted model, not a curated record. NCBI's taxonomy places the organism in Eukaryota, Metazoa, Chordata, Aves, Cariamiformes, Cariamidae. Bases 1 to 1641 code for a protein of 546 amino acids. Gene Ontology annotation, molecular function: transmembrane transporter activity.
AUGGAGGUGGAGGAGGCGUUCCCGCUGGUGGGGCAGAUGGGGCCCUACCAGGUGUAUCUGUGCAUCCUGCUGGCUGUGCUCCUCCAGCUCUAUGUGGCCACUGAAGCCAUCCUCACUGCAUUGGUGGGUGCAACUCCUCCCUACCACUGGGAUCUCCAAGAGCUCUCAGGUAAUCAGAGCCAUAGUAACCAGUCAGCGAGUUCGCAGAGAGCUUUUGGGGAAUGGCUUCUGACCGCCAAUGGCAGCGAGGUGCAUAAGCAUGUACACUUCAGCAGCAGCUUCACCUCAAUAGUCUCUGAGUGGUUUUUAAUUGGUAACACAUCGUACAAAGUCAGUGCUGCCAGUUCUUUCUACUUCAGUGGUGUUUUUGUUGGAGCAAUCUCCUUUGGUCAGCUCUCAGAUCGCUUCGGGAGGAAGAAAGUCUAUCUCACAGGUUUUGCUCUUGACAUCUUGUUUGCCAUUGCAAAUGGAUUCUCACCCUCAUAUGAGUUCUUUGCCAUCUCUCGCUUCUUGGUAGGGAUGAUGAAUGGUGGGAUGUCGCUGGUCGCCUUUGUUCUACUGAAUGAGUGUGUGGGUACUGCCUACUGGGCCUUAGCAGGUUCUAUUGGAGGCUUGUUCUUUGCUGUGGGAAUUGCCCAGUAUGCUUUAUUAGGGUACUUCAUUCGUUCCUGGAGGACUCUGGCUGUUGUGGUUAACCUGGAAGGAACAGUUGUCUUUCUUCUCUCUAUAUUCAUUCCAGAGUCCCCUCGCUGGCUCUACUCACAAGGCCGGCUGAAUGAAGCAGAAGAUGCCCUCUACCUCAUUGCAAAGAGGAACCGCAAGCAGAAGUGCACUUUUUCAUUAAAACUCCCAGCAGAGAGGAGCUCCAGAGAGGCUGGCAGCUUCUUGGAUCUGUUCCGAUACAAGAUUCUCUUGGGACGCACCUUGAUCAUGAUGUUUACCUGGUUUGUGUGCAGCUUGGUUUACUAUGGUCUUACCCUUAAUGUGGGUGACCUAGGUGGAAGUAUUUAUGCCAAUUUAGCCCUUUCAGGGUUGAUAGAAAUCCCAGCAUACCCAAUCUGUAUUUACUUGAUUAACCAAAAAUGGUUUGGUCGGAAGCGAACACUGAGUGCGUUUCUAUUCCUGGGAGGACUGGCUUGUCUUAUUGUCAUGUUUCUUCCUAAAAAGAAAGAUACUGGAGUGUUUGCAGUGGUGAAUAGUCGCUCUCUGUCUUUGCUGGGGAAACUGACAAUCAGUGCUGCAUUUAACAUUGUCUACAUCUACACAUCGGAACUUUAUCCCACAGUGAUCAGGAAUGUUGGAAUGGGUGCCUGCUCCAUGUUUUCCCGUGUUGGUGGAAUCAUUGCUCCUUUCAUACCUUCAUUGAAAUCUGUACAGUGGUCUCUGCCUUAUAUUGUGUUUGGAGCAACUGGUCUUUUGUCUGGGCUCUUAAGUUUAUUGUUGCCAGAGACCUUAAACAGCCCUUUGCUAGAAACUAUUUCAGACCUACAAGUAUGCUCGUACUGGAGGCUGGGUGAUGAAGCCAUGUCAUUGCAAGCCCUAGAUGGCUCACAGUCUGGAGACAAAGACAGUUCUGCAGGGAGUGGAAGUGAAGAUGAGGAGUUUUAUGAUGCUGAUGAAGAGACUCAUAUGAUGAAGUAAUGAAAA